Molecule: messenger RNA, 826 nt
Organism: Thamnophis elegans (Western terrestrial garter snake)
Lineage: Eukaryota; Metazoa; Chordata; Lepidosauria; Squamata; Natricidae
Gene: XTBD1
Product: CDKN2A interacting protein N-terminal like
Exons: 3
Coding region: 111-437 (108 amino acids)
Source: RefSeq, a predicted model, not a curated record
GAGAUUGACGGCUAGAGCGCCAACGCCGGCCUUUUGCCUUCUCGCCAAACGGCUGCUCUAUUUAAAAGCGUCAGUUCCGAUUCCUGGUGGGCAAGCUAAAGGAGGGAAGGAUGGUAAAAGGGGACGAGGUCGCGGCCGAACCCGAAUUCCCUGAACAGUUCCGCUCCUACUCGGAGAACGAAAAACACUGGCAAGCGCGGCGCGCCUUCAUCCUGCGCAAUAGCCCUCUGGAGGGCGGGGAGGCUCCCACUCCGCUGUGUAUGGACCAGCUGCUCUCCCUCUCUAUGGUUUGGGCCAAUCAUCUCUUCCUGGGAUGCAGCUAUAACAAGGAUUUGUUGGAGAAGGUGACAGAAAUGGCAAAUGGAAUUGAAGUUGAAGAUGUGCCACAUUUCACAACUCGUGAUGAAUUAAUCAAAAGAAUCAAUACUAGCGCCUAGGAGAAGAAAUGCCAGGCUUUUGUUCUACUACACAAUCUGUUUAUAUCGAAGACUGAUCUGGAUACUUCAAGCAUCACUUCUGAGAUGCAUUUUAGAUUAGGCUGUUUUUAUACUGGAUGCUUAGAGAUUAUGUACAGAUUUUGAUUAAUAAAGAGUGAAGAAAAGAAAACUACUACUUAUGUUUAUUUAUCAUUAGAUACUCUGCCCCCCCAAAACACCAACCCUUCAGAAAACAGGCUUAAAUCUGAUGUGAUUUUCCUAAGGUACCAGUUAUAUGGUAUGAAUACAGCAGUAACAAAAUCCCAUGAAAAAUAAAUGGGAAUAAUAGAAAUGAAUGUACAGUCAUAAAAAAUUGCUGGAUGUAAGAAAUAAAUGUUUUUUUUUUUUUA